Molecule: messenger RNA, 3005 nt
Organism: Durotheca rogersii
Lineage: Eukaryota; Fungi; Ascomycota; Sordariomycetes; Xylariales; Xylariaceae
Product: Mysoin-binding motif of peroxisomes-domain-containing protein
Exons: 5
Coding region: 524-2404 (626 amino acids)
Molecular function (GO): myosin binding
Source: RefSeq, a predicted model, not a curated record
GAACAAACUACCUACCUCUACCUACCUAGCUCUCCUCCGCCUACCUCUACCUCUCUCCUCGACCUCGCCCGCUCUUGUUGUCGUGGUAGUACGUUAUUUGCGACAUACCUUGCCAUAUUACUACAUAGCACAUAUUCAAAUGAACAAAAACCACUUGACCUUGGACAACUUUGACCUUCCAACGAAUCCUUCUAUAGUUCGUUCGUCUUUCAUCCUUUCCUAAACCCUUCUCCACGUUCGUUAGCCUACCUAUAUUUCCUUCUUACUACUCGCUUACUUGCUUGCUUCCUUACUUCCUUCGUACAUAUAGCCAUUUCUUUCAAUAUCUCUUUCUUGCCCGCCAAAGUCGGACUAACCCCCGUCUUCGCCCUCUACCUAAUAUCUCUUCCAUUGAGACUUUGUCUCGUUCCUUAGCUGAAUCGUCUCAUUUUAAUAUUCGUCGUACCGCCUGUAUGCGCACUGAGUAAAUCAUAAGUAAUUCCGCGCCGGAUGGGCGCCGGCCGUUGUGCUACACGUCAAUUUCAUGGAGACUCACGUAGAUGAGGGCACGCCUUUGAGCAACUAUCUCGAGGGUACGGGCGAGAAGGAGGAGCUACAAUGGCAGGAAUCCGAUGACAGCAGGGACAACGACUGCUCGCCACCACCCAGCCCGACCCCAGAGUUCGCCCCCAGAGGCUUCGCCAAGGUCCGCAAGCGAUUCAGGGAAAAUAUCCCGAAGCCUCUACGGAUUGACGCCGACAACCUUCCCGCCCAUCUGAACCGGAUCCACAACCACGCCUCCCCCAUGCUCGAUAUCCUACAGUUCUUGCUCGAGGCCGUCACCUCAUCUAUCGACCACGCCCGGACGAUCGGCUUCCUCGAGCGCCUGCGCCUCGCCAUCGUGCAGUCCCAGCUACUAGAUAACCCCUUAGUUCUCGGGUACCAACAAUCGGCAGACGCGGCCGCGCCCGAGCUGGUCAUCGAGUCGGGCCUCCACGGAUUCACCGCCUCUGGCGCCGUUGCCGCCGCUGUUUUCGGCUUCGGCGCCGCGUCCCUUGUCAGAUAUAUCUCCCUUACCGGAUUUGUGCCCACAUGGAAACGGCUGCUGGUUUCCGUCGUGAUAUCGUCCCUCGCUUCUCUAAUUGCUCGAGCAUACGUCCGAAGACAGAUCCUGAGAAACAUACAAAAGCAAGGCCUAGCAGAGGCGUCAGCCUUCCUCUCAAUCUCCCGAGAAUACGACUGCGCGAACAGCGCUGCCCUCAACUUCAUAAUGGAGGUGGAAUUGGUGGCCCGAGGAUAUCGACUGAGCACCCCUAUUCCGCCUAUCAGCCGGUUAGAGAACAACGGCCAAAAUGUCAAGUGCCAGCAGCUUAGGGCUGCCCUUCGAACCAGCUUGACGGAGGUUAUCUCCAAGUACUACCACACAGCCUUCACGGUCUGGGCGUUCGCAGAGCAGACCGAGCUUCUGCAACUGCAAUCUCAAUAUCAAUUUACCGUCGCCGAUGUAGUAGAGCGGUUCGAGGUGUUUUCCAGGACCGACGCCCAUGACGCCGAGAAGCUCCAACCCCUAAAAGAUGCCGCUUUCCUUUUCCACGACAUCCGGAAGAUGUUCCUGAGCGGCUUAUUAGCCCUCCACACUGUCGGCAACAGCUCCGACCGAGUCCGUUUCACGACGAUACUCGAGUCCUUCCAAGAAUUGAAUGUGGUGACCAGACAAGCCUAUGCCCGGGUGAGAGACAUACUGGCUGAUAAUGACUUUCAACUGCCAAAGACCCCGAGAAGCCCCGAGCCGCCCGGCCAGGACCGCUGGCGCCACCAAGUUCGGAGACUUAAUUCGAUGACUAUGAACAUCCGGAGUGUGCAGGCCAAAUUGCAUCUCCUCCGUGAGGAGUCGUCCAAGGCUUUGAACGAAGCCGACGACAUUAGCAACAUUAGCGACCUCGGGCCGUUAUUCAUGGCCCAGUACGAAUCGAUCGGACAAGAUCUACGAGACCUGAUGGAAGCGUGGCAGACCGGGAAAUCGUCCCUGGCGUCCGGCAUUGAUAGGAACGAGAAGCGUCUUUCAUCUGUGGGCUCCAUGCUUAUGUCCCCCGCAAGUACGCUGAGCGGACGAACGAUUGCGGAAGAAGACGAGAACAGCCAGGACGAGCAGGAGCCGGGUGUCGCCGACGCGCUGAGGAAGCUCAACGGGGAUUCGUCUCCGACAAGAGAACUAGUAAUAUCGAUCGAGCCGGAAGUGUUCGAGGCCAUCUCGCUACCGAAGCCCAGGAGCCUGCUCACGCGAGAGGAGAGGAUCAUCAGGAUGAGGGAGGAUCGCAAGUCCAAGGAUAUCGCCCGCGCAAAAGCUGAGGCCCACAGAGGCAUGAUGCGAGAAUUGCAGGGCGUCCUGGACAGAAAACCUGGCCGCGGCCGAGUCUCUCUUUAAACCGUUUCCUUGACAGUGUAUCAUAUAGACCAAAAGCAGUCACUGGGUUCCGGGCGUUGAUAACGAGCAGGUAACGAAUCGGUCACACGGCGUAUUUGGGAUAGACAGCGAGCCGGCCUGACCAACCUUUUUCACCACGGCGGGGUUUGGUGCUUUUAUUUAUCUAACCCUUUUUUUUCCUCCAAAACCUGGCGGCAGUGAAAGACAAAAAAACCUGAUAGAGGGCUAGUCAUCGACACGAUCUUUUGCGUAUAAUGUUCCCCUUUUCCCUGUUUUAUCCAACCCCCGUGUAUAUAUGUACCAACGCCAUCAGCCCCAUAUAUACACACACUCACACAGCACACGCUCGUUUAUCGCUCUCUACGGAUACGCCUAAUGUGGUCGCCUUUAUAGAAAAAAAAAAACAAUGUGACGCCUCAAGAUGCGAUGCCUUCUAUCACGGAAUGGCCAGGGUAGUGCCUGGGUAACGAACAUUCCACGGCGAUUUCUAGUGAAGCUAUUCUGGCCAGAUAUAGGGGGUCACAGAGAGAUAUCUGCCUAAGUACCAGACCACGCGCUGCACAUAGGCAGAUGACGCUCCUAUACGAUUCUACGAAAUGGC